Poecile atricapillus (Black-capped chickadee) is the source of this 1674-nucleotide messenger RNA. RefSeq lists its product as uncharacterized. NCBI's taxonomy places the organism in Eukaryota, Metazoa, Chordata, Aves, Passeriformes, Paridae. The transcript has 6 exons. The coding region runs from base 236 to 904 and encodes 222 amino acids. The record is from RefSeq and is a predicted model, not a curated record.
CGACGAGAACAUGCCCUUGCCCUGCCCCAGACUGUUCUGGCAAGCUCUCCCUGGGCUCCCCAGCAAGUGGGGCAAUGUGUGCCUCCCCUAAUCCUGAUCCCAGCGCUGCCCUGGAGGGAGGCACACAUAAACAACCAGCGACACGCAGGCACACGGCUCUGUGCCUGACUCCAGGGCUUUUGCUCUUAGGAACCACAAGCAACAAGUAAUUACCCGUGGUCUCCUGCAGAGAGAAAUGUUCAGCUCCUGCCUCCCCUGGAAAACACUGUUUGUUCUAAGUUUAGCAGUUCUUCUUGCAGGUUUUACUGAAAUGGGAGCUUUUGCCAGUCUAAGUGAAUGCAAAAGUGCAACCAUAGAUGAUGUGAAUGGGAGUCUCCAGAAAUAUUCAAAAUGCUUGCCUGAAAUGAUUGCCAAGGGUGAAAAAGCUUCAAUCAAUUUCCUGGCAUGGACACUGCAAGAAACACUUGAUCUGCUGCGCCCUGUUCAAGAGCAGUUUUGCAAGCAGCUACCUCCGUGCCCACGCCCAGUGGCCCCAAAGAACGGGGGGCUGGUGUGUGUGACCAUUGACAGCACUCAGUACUGCAAACCCAUGUGCAACAAGGGUUAUGACUUUGAGUUCCUCAGAAGCAGCAGGCUGUAUGAAGCGUGUGGCAAUGCCACUGGGUUUUCCUGGACCACGCAGCUUGUCGGGGGAAAGGCACUGGCUGUUUGCAACCCCUCUGAAGUGGCCAUCAGUGGAGCUAAAUCUGCCUAUUUCCCCGGCAACAGCACCUGUGUGCACACGCUUGCCUUCCCUGAGAGCCAGGGAGAGCAGCUGGACAUCUUCCUCAAGGAGCUCUCUGAGCAGGGCAUGGACGGCUCCAGCCGGGACCAGGGGGCUGAUUGUAUCAUCUGUGGUUACUAGCACACCAAGCAGCCUGGGCACAGCCCAGCCUCUGGCUGCACUUGGACAGCAGAAGCAGAGCAGUGAAAUCACGGCUAACACAUGUAAACACACUGCUUUUGUUUAGUUAAAGGGCUGGAGAUCAUAGUCAUGACCUCAGCUUUGGGGUACAGGUAUAUAGGUUAAAUCUAAUCCCACAGCUCAUGGCAGAAGAGUUUCAAAGAAAGAAGACCACUUUUAUGGCUUAAAUUUAUCUAGCUGGAAUUAAAUAAGAACUACUGUUUUGUUUUUUUUAAUGGAUGCCUUCUAAUUGGCUUGAAUUCUUCAGGAUCUCUGAAGACAGUGAUAACACUGAUUGUUAUCAAAAUUUGUCCUGUGUCAGAGGUCAUCUUUACUGAGAAAGGACCACACUUUUACUCACUUACAGUUGCCAGUUAAUCACUAUUAUUGCUUUGAUGAUCAUUAAAGCUGUGUAAGGGACAGCAGUUCCUGGCUGUAGGGGUAUAAUAUUUUAGCCCCUUGCUUGCUUGGCUGGGGCUUAGAACAGCAGCAGAAAACCUGCCCAUUUGUCCUGGCACUAAGUGAAGGUGAAGAUCAAAGGCAACUCAGCACUGGUGAUCCAGCUUAUCUGUGGAGCUGUAGCUACUAAACAACAUGCAUGUGAAUUAUUAUGAAAUAUAAACAAGAAACUUAGUUACUGCUUGAUUGGUUUUCAGUGCAAUCUGUGCUUGGGGUAAUAUUUUAAUUUUCUUCUGUUGAGCAAACAGUAAAGCUGUAGAUCUGAACACAGA